GCCAUGACGCAGCAGCCCCAGGAGGGCUUCGACAGGAGCGUGCGGGAGGCCCAGGCGUGGAUGGAGGCCGUGCAGGAGCGGCUGCAGAUCAACGACAACACCCAGGGUCCCCGGGCCGCCCUGGAGGCCAGGCUCCGGGAGACCGAGAAAAUAUGCCAGCUGGAGCCCGAGGGGCGAGUCAAGGUGGACCUGGUGCUGCGGGCGGCCGAGGCUCUCUUGCUCAGCUGCCACGACCUCCAGAAGCCCGAGAUCCUGGCCCAGCUGAAGGACAUCAAGGCCCAGUGGGAGGAGACGGUCACCUACAUGACGCAUUGCCACAGCCGCAUCGAGUGGGUGUGGCUGCACUGGAGCGAGUACCUGCUGGCCCGAGAUGAGUUCUGCCGCUGGUUCCAGAAGAUGCUGGUGCUGCUGGAGCCCCCUGUGGAGCUGCAGCUGGGCCUGAAGGAGAAGCAAUGGCAGCUGAGCCACGCCCAGGUGCUGCUGCAGCACGUGCACAGCCAGGCGGUGCUCCUGGACCGGCUGCUGGAGGAGGCGGGCUCCCUCUUCAACAGGACCGGGGACCCCAGCGUGGACGAGGACGCCCAGAAGAGGAUGAAGGCCGAGUACCACGCGGUGAAGACCAAGGCCCAGGAUAGGGUGACCCUGCUGGAGCAGGUGACCCGGGAACAUGAGCACUUCCAGGCGGGCGUGGAUGACUUCCAGCUGUGGCUGAAGGCGGUGGCGGACAAGGUGAACGGCUGCGUGGGGCGGAAGUGCUCGCUGACCGCGGAGCACCGUCUCUCUGCACUGCAGGACAUGGCCAAAGACUUCACCAGGUCUGAGGACUCUCUGAAGCAGCUGGAGGAGCAGGCUGCAGGGGUGAUCCAGAACACCUCUCCUUUGGGUGCAGAGAAGAUCACCGUAGACCUGGAGGAGAUGCGGAACAUGCUGGAGAAGCUGCGCGGCCUCUGGAAAGAGGAGCAGGAGCAGCUGCGGGGCCUGUCCACAUCUGAGGGGGCCCGUGAGCUGCAGGUCAGGCAGCUGGAGGCUGAGCUGGGGCAGUUCAGGAAGGACCUGCAGAAGCUGGCUGAGGAGGGCCUGGAGCCGACAGCCAAGGCCGCCACCGAGGACCAGCUGGUGUGGAGGUGGGUUUCCUUAGAGAACCGGGCUGCGCUGGCCGCUGAGGAGCCCCGGGUGGACCGGCUGCAGGCCCAGCUGAAGGAGCUCAUGGUCUUCCCCAACGACCUGCAGCUGCUCUCCGACAGCCUCGUGGCAGCCAUCCAGGAGUACCAGAGCAUGAAGAGUAAGAGCACCAGGCUCCGCAGCGGCGCGGAGGUGGAGCUGUGGCAGCGCCUCCAGCGGCCGCUGCAGGACCUGCAGCUGUGGAGGGCCCUGGCCCAGAGGCUCCUGGAUGUGACCGCCAGCCUGCCGGACCUGCCCUCCAUCCACACCUUCCUGCCCCAGCUUGAGGCGGCCCUGGCGGAGAGCUCCCGCCUCAAGGAGCAGCUGACGAUGCUGCAGCUGAAGAGAGACCUGCUGGACAGCGUCUUCGGCUCCGAGAGGGCCACGGGCCUGCUGGAGCAGGUGGUGAGCUCCGUGAGGGACCGAGACCUGCUGCACAACAGCCUUCUGCAGAGGAAGAGCAAACUGCAGAGUUUGCUUGCUCAGCACAAAGAUUUUGGGGCAGCUUUCGAGCCCCUGCAGAGGAAGCUCUCGGACCUCCAAAUCCGGGUCCAAGCCGAGGAUGGGUUUCAGCGGGACCUUCCUGAGAAACAGGCCCAGCUUUCAAGACUACAGGGCCUGCAGGAAGAGGCGCUGGACUUGGGGACGCAGGUGGAGGCUGCAAGGCCCCUCAUCCAGGGGAACCUGAACCAGCAGCACAAGAUGGACCAGCUUUGUGCUGACUGCCAGGACCUGCAGAGGACACUGGAGGACCUGCUGGAAGCAUGCAGACAGCGUGUGUGGGAGCACUGCGCCUUCAGCCACAAGCUGCUGGAGCUGCGACAGUGGAUGGCCGCGGUCACUCAGAAACUGGAGUCAUUCCGGGGGGACGCAGGCCCUUGGGAUGCCGAGUCCAGGGAGGCGCAAGUCCAGAGGCUGCUGGAUGAAUUCCCGGAGAAGGAGGCCCAGCUGCCCCUGAUCGAGGCGCAGGGCCGGCUGGUGAUGGAGAAGUCCUCCCGGGAAGGGGCCGCUGCGGUGCAGAUGCAGCUGGGGGAGCUGGCAGAGGCCUGGCGGGCCCUGAAGCUGCUAGAGGAGAGCCUGCUGAGCCUCAUCAGAAACCAGCAGCUGCGAAGGACAGAAGUGGAUUCUGGGAAGAAAAUGGUUUUCACCAACAACAUCCCAAAGGCUGGAUUUCUCAUCGACCCCCGGAACCCCAUUCCCAGGCAUCGCCGCAGGGUGAACCUUCUCCAGGAAGAAGGUGGCAACCCUGAAGAUUUCCCCCUGCUCCUGAGGAACUUUGAAGAAUGGUUGCAGGUGGAAAAUGCCAAGUUGGUUAGAAUCAUCGCCAUGAAAACCGCCACAGCCCAGGACGUGAGGACCAGAGAGAUGAAGCUGCAGGACCUGGAGGCCCGGGUACCAGAAGGUCAGCAGCUCUUUGAGAACCUUCUUCAUCUCGGACCAGCGAGGGGGGCUUCAGAUGAGCUGGAGGACCUGCGGUACCGGUGGAUGCUGUACAAGUCCAAACUCAAGGACUCCAGCCUCCUGAUGACGCAGAGUUCUCCAGGGGAGCCGACUGGAUUCCAGAAGACGCGGCGGCGGGGACGCGGCUCCUGCUUCUGGAAGGUGUGCCGCGUGGCGCUGCCUCUGCAGCUGCUGCUGCUGCUGCUGCUGCUGCUGCUCUUCCUGCUGCCCGCCGGGCGCGAGGGCCGCAGCUGCACCCUGGCCAACACGUUCGCGCGCUCCUUCCGGCUCAUGCUGCGCUACCACGGGCCCCCGCCCACCUAGCCGCGCGCCCGCCCUCGUCGCCAGGGCUCCUGCGAGGACGCCGGGGACACCGGACGCGGGCAGUGUCGGGUCCACGGGACUCCGGACCUGAGAGCUGCAUCAGGGUAACCACUGUCGCCACGUCCCGGGGCGAAAGGACUUUCUACAGCGCUGUGUCGGUCUAUUUAUACCAAAUGUGGACUCUGACGAGGGAAUGAUGUAUAGAACUUGUAUAUGUGCUGUGUAAAUGCUCAGUCUGUAUAGUUUUAUAUGCAACCUCCAUUUUGGGGGGCCCCGAGCAGCAGCUGGUGGUCCCCACGGUCUGCCUUCCGCCCUGGGGAGGAGGCAGAAGCCCAGGGGGGUAGCGAAAGGCCCUGAGUUCCCACCCCAGAGGAGCUGCGCAGGGAUCGUGCAGACCACGUGCGGGUGGGGCAUGGCAGGCGGCGGCGGAAGACGCCGAGCAUCGGAGCGGAAAGGCGCCAGCCCGUGAAGGCAGGCUGGGGCAGGUGACACCCAGGGAGGGCAGGCAGCGGGCAGACCCCGGCCCGCAGAAGCUCAUGAAGGGCCUCGGGGUGCAGAGCCUGCACCCGACUGCUCAGCGCAGACCAUGCCCCCCGCCAAGGCCCCACGAAAGGGAAAGGGCCACACCUGCUGGGGGCCAUGCUGGAGACAGGGAGGUCCCAGGCUGGUGGACGGCUUUCCACAGCCAGCUAAGGAGGCCGCUACCCCUCCCCCGCGCCCUAUGGCUGAGUGUCCACUCCAGCUCGGGACACAAGGGGGCGCCUGCCCUGCCGGGGACCAGGGAGCAAGGACGCGAGACACAGAGCAGCAGUCUGAGGGGCUGCCCUCCAUGUUGGGAAGAGGCUGGCCUCUGUCAGCCUGUCCCACGGGUGCCCCCAUCAGGGACCAGGACCCUGGACUCGCACCCAGGGCUGGGCCAGCGGGGCCUGGCACACAGGGGCUCUGAGGCUGGACACACGUCCCCUCCUCCUGGGGAUACUGAAGGGCCCAAGUGCUUUAUAACUGGAUGCAAAUUUUUUCCUGGAAGGAAAAUGCUUGGUGCCACUCUUUACAAGUCGCGGUGACCCAGCCAGCUUUCUCUCACUGAGAAGCCAAGCCUCUGGCUGGCUUCCCCACCGGCGACAGCUGUGCCCAGGUGCCCCCUGGGUUGUCAGCAGGUGAAACCAUUCCCACGUGCCCCCUCCCCAGGCUGGAUGGCUGAGGCCCAGAGAGAGGAACUAACUUCCCCACGACAGCACAGCAAAUGAGCAGGGCCAGAGUUGACUCAGGUCACCACUGCCUGCCGGGGACGCCCUGCCCAGUACUGGGAUAUCAGUAGCUGCAGAAAGAAGAGCAGGCCGCCCGCUGUCAGGUGUGCUACCUGCUGCAGGUGUGUUACCUGUGGGGAAGGGAACAGCUGCCCUGUGCGGCCUGGGGAAGCGGGGGUGUCUCUAUGUUUUCUAAACUUUGAUAAUAAUGCCAUAGAAUCUGCUUGUUUGCAUAACCUUUUUUAAAAAGAGAAUUGAUAUUUUCAUUACUUUCAUAUAAAUACAGUUGUAAUAUAUAACAAGUUA
Molecule: messenger RNA, 4478 nt
Organism: Condylura cristata (star-nosed mole)
Lineage: Eukaryota; Metazoa; Chordata; Mammalia; Eulipotyphla; Talpidae
Gene: SYNE3
Product: spectrin repeat containing, nuclear envelope family member 3
Exons: 18
Coding region: 4-2925 (973 amino acids)
Biological process (GO): nuclear migration
Cellular component (GO): meiotic nuclear membrane microtubule tethering complex; cytoplasm; nuclear outer membrane
Molecular function (GO): actin filament binding
Source: RefSeq, a predicted model, not a curated record